AUGCUCCUCAUCUUGAUCUCUUUGCUGGCUGCCCCAACCUCGAUCGCGCAAAGCACGAACGCCAUCUGCAACAGAAACGAAACGACAUCUUGGCUCUUCAACGCUGAUGGCGAAUCUCCUUGCCUGGCAUGGUCAAAGCUUCAGUCCCUCUGCCUCCCCGCUCAGUCAAACAUCAACGUUCCUCCGCUGCAAGACGCAUCAUGGGGAUACAAUCCGCCCUCAUCGACAGAGAAAGACAGUCUUUGCCAGUGCACUGUAGUAGCCUAUGCCUUGAUGGCAGGCUGCUCCUGGUGUCAGAUCGGCAGCUCAGCAUCUUGGGUUACUGAAAAGCGGUGGCGGCAGGACUGCGCAGCCUACAAUGACACUAGCGUGUCAUUUGCCCAGAUCGUGCUCACACUUCCUGCUUAUGCGUUCCACCCCUGGCAAGAUGCACGAUGGAACCCUAUCGUAGCCCUCGAUGCCUCACGCGGGCCCACCACCGUAGCACCGACUGUCGCCACCACCACCCUGUUCCGCUCCUUCCCACCGGGAUCAUCGACACCUCACUCGCCCGCCUCUUCAAACCCCGCGAGUACAGCCACUGACGGCUCGCCAGGCUCUACGAUGAGCCAGUCCGCCCGUCUCGGUGCCAUCAUUGGCGGAGUAGCGGGCGGUAUUAUCCUUCUUGUCCUGAUCUUCCUCCUCUUCCGGUACUGGAGAAAACGCCACGACUUUGACGAGGCCGCCCAGACCCGACAAAAGGGAUUCAUGAGCAUUAGUAGUGAAGGCGGAUACGGUAGGGGUGAGCCAGCGGGUCUGCCGUUCCCCGACCCCGACACGCCUCGGCCGGAGCAACAAGGCUCAGCAGGCUUUUUUGGCUCUCUGGCGGGAAAAAAGGGAGAGGAUCGGUCGAGGAUCUCCAGGUGGUCCGAAACGUUCUUUACCAACCCACGAAAGGCGCCGAAGCCCAUAUCGAAGGGGUAUGCGACUACGACGCAAAGGCUUCGGCACAAGGUCACCAGCUUCGCUAGCACCGCGACGUCACGCACGGACAGGAGCAGUUUCGACAUCACACACGAGCGGGGAGUAGCUGCGUCAGGCUUGGCGAGUGCUAGGUCGCUGCAGGGAGGGGGUUGGGACCGGGAUCCGCACCGAGAGCGAGGCAUGUCGAUCCAGGUGCCGGAGCGCGCGUCAAUGAAGCCAUCCCCACUCCGCCACCCGUUCGCUCUGUCGCCAGGAUACGAGCCUGGAUCCCCUCGCUACGUCGCCGCUGCCUCGCCUCUCAACCCCUCUCAUCAGAUAGUAUCCCGGCCCCCGCCAAGAGAGAGCUUCGCCGACCGGUGGUCCGAUCAAUCCAGCGUCUUCACCUUCGCUACUUCCAAAACCCGUGAAACCCUUCCCUCCUUUUCGACUUCCGUUAAAGACAUCAAAGACCACCGCACGGCAUUGGCGAAGAAAGCGGCUGGCUCCGAGGCGGCCGCGCGGAAGAGGGACGAUGAACGAUGGAGGAUGGAGAAGGAUCUGCCACCGCCACCGUCUGGGGAGAGGCUGGACAGCGCGUCGACGUCGCCCGAGAUCGUGCUCGGUCAGCAGGCAUCAGUAAAGGACUUGAAGAAGAAGACCAGAUCCAAAUCCAAGUCUCGAGGUGGGGAUGUAGUAGACGAAUCGGGCGACAAGAAAAAGAAGAAAAAGAAGAAGAAGCGGAGCUCACACACACCCAGCCCCAAGCGCUCCUCCACCAUCGACACGCCCUCGGCUUCAGUCAAAAUGCCAGUCGCCCAUCCUGCUGUCCGCAAGCUGUCCAAGAUCGCCCACACGCGCCGACCAUCUGACGUCUCCGAGUACAUUCAUAAGCCGCUACCGCCUCCACCCGGCGCGAUUCUCCUACAGCCCGACCCGUUGUCUCCUAGAUUUGCCGGGGGUCAUCCAGGCGCCUCUGUGGACUUCUCCGUCGCCCCACCUCGAACGCCCACCUCGAUGAUCUCCCCUCGCACCCAGCCGGCACGCCACCGCGAUUCCCUCGCAUUGCCAUCUCGUCACCUCUCCGCCCCUUUCAGCGCCAACUCGCUCGCGAAUGCUCGAAUGACCACCAUCACCGUAGACUUCCCCUCGCCGUCCGCUUACACCUCUCGCCCAGCCUCGACACUCCCACUGACGCCCCGUCUCGGCCGAGGAAGAGGGCUGAACAAGGCUCGCAGAAGGACGACCGAGUUCUCCGAUGGCAGACUGAGCCCACAUCCAACGUUGCCGAGUCUGUACGAGCCGAAGACGGGCGCGGAGCUGUAUAUGCCUGAUACGCCACCGGCUCUUCCGCCUGACAAGGGACUUCGAGCUGGAAGGCGCGGGGAGAGGCAGUAG
Messenger RNA from Dioszegia hungarica, 2337 nucleotides. RefSeq lists its product as uncharacterized. Bases 1 to 2337 code for a protein of 778 amino acids. The transcript has 5 exons. The record is from RefSeq and is a predicted model, not a curated record. NCBI's taxonomy places the organism in Eukaryota, Fungi, Basidiomycota, Tremellomycetes, Tremellales, Bulleribasidiaceae.